AUGGAGGUAGUUCCAUUAGAAGAGAUCACUGCAGAACUGGUGAGUAAAGCUUUUUAUGACCAUUGGGUGAGCAGAUUUGGAGUGCCACAGUGUAUUGUUACUGACCAAGGUCGCCAGUUUACCUCCCAAAUGUUUAAAAAUCUUGCUGCUAUUUGUGGUGCUAAACUUCUGCAUACAACGCCCUAUCAUCCCCAAUGUAAUGGGAAAAUAGAGCGCUUUCACAGGACACUAAAGGCUGCAAUAAAAGCUCACAAUAAUGUAAAAUGGAGUGAUAUGCUACCCACUAUUUUGUUGGGUUUAAGAGCUGCUAUCAGAGAUGGUACAAACUAUUCUGUUGCUCAAAUGGUAUAUGGUACCAAUAUCAGGCUUCCUGGUGAAUUUUUUGAAAAACCCAGUGUCCACGUUGAACCUGACACAUUUGUGUACAAUCUCAGCAGCAGAUGGCCCUAG
Molecule: messenger RNA, 450 nt
Organism: Stegodyphus dumicola
Lineage: Eukaryota; Metazoa; Arthropoda; Arachnida; Araneae; Eresidae
Source: RefSeq, a predicted model, not a curated record